AUGAAACAUCAACAGGUGGUGCCGGACUAUGCGGCGAUGGUGCAAACUUCCGGCACUUGUCUGUGCUUGGUGUUUUCCGGCUGGGUCCUGUUCAAGCUUGUUCAGGCUAUCUUCUGGCUGCCGGGAUAUUUGGAGAAAAACCAGGGUCGGCUGUAUCGGCAGCUGGAUCCUCAUUCGGCCAGUGAUACUUCGAACGAAACUGGAAGCUCGCAUGAGAGUGAUCGACUGACGGACACAAACGAACCCGAGGAGACUGAAGAGAUUGGUGAAGAUGGGGGCGAAAGCGUAACUGACGAAUGCGAGGCCGACAGUAAGAAGGACAAAUAA
This is a messenger RNA of Anopheles cruzii, 327 nucleotides long. RefSeq lists its product as uncharacterized. The coding region runs from base 1 to 327 and encodes 108 amino acids. NCBI's taxonomy places the organism in Eukaryota, Metazoa, Arthropoda, Insecta, Diptera, Culicidae. The record is from RefSeq and is a predicted model, not a curated record. The transcript is spliced from 2 exons.